ACAAUCAACCUACCUCAGACGAAGAUACAACCUCUGAAAACUCUGAGUCUGAUCAACUUUUUGCUGAAGCUAAAUUACGCCUAUAUAGAAACCGAGAAAGAAUUAAACCAAGUUUACAUUCAGAAAUCUCAACCCCAUUCGAAUUUACAUCUACUCAAGAAACCACCCAAGCUUUUAAUUAUAACGAGGAAGAAGAACAUAACCCUGCACAUAUUUUUUCUGAAGAAAAUUAUAGUGAGGAAACCCCCGAAACUCAACCCCAAUUACCACAUCGCCUAACCUACCCACAAGGAGAAACUUUUGCUGAAAGCAGUAGAACUUCAUCACAACUCACUGAACCCCAGCAAUUUAUUAUACCUUUAAGUGACGAAGAAGAAGACAUCGCCCCAGAAGAAAUCCAAGUAAUAAAUCUCAAACCUACCCACGAACCAGCGAAUCUAGAGGAAGAAGCAGCAAGA
Dentiscutata erythropus is the source of this 458-nucleotide messenger RNA. The record is from the annotation of a GenBank genome assembly. NCBI's taxonomy places the organism in Eukaryota, Fungi, Glomeromycota, Glomeromycetes, Diversisporales, Gigasporaceae.